CCGUGCUGAGCUGCCGUGCGACGUCGCCCCCAUUGAGCCUGCGGACCGCUUCGUGCUCGUGCUGUGGUACAAGGACGGCAUCGGCACGCCCAUAUACAGCCAUGACUCGCGGGGCAAUAGCCAGGCGGCAGCACGUGACUGGGCGGACUUGGAGGCGCUGGGCGACCGCGUUUAUUUCGACUUGGACGCCUCACCGUCAGCUCUCAUCGUCAGGAACGUGAGACGAGGCGACGAAGGUCUCUACCGAUGCAGGGUGGACUUCAAGAAGAGCCCUACCCGCAACGCCAGGAGUAACCUCAAAGUUAUCGUGCCACCCGACCCUCCGACUGUGCGGCAGAAGGACGGCAGUCAAGUCUGGAGUGUCGUGGGUCCCUACAAUGAAGGGGAUACCCUGGACCUGACCUGCUCUGUAACGGGAGGGAUUCCCAGUCCAAAAGUGAGAUGGCGUCUCGGGAACAAGAUUGUCAAGCGAACUCAAGAAGCCCCAACUGAAGGCGUGGUGGAGAACAGGCUCGUGAUAGAGCGCCUGAGCCGCGACCAUCUGCACGCUGCGCUCGUCUGUGAGGCCGCCAAUACGAACUACAGCGCCCCGCUCACAGCCAUGAUCACCAUAGAGAUGAACCUGCGGCCCCUGACGGUACAGAUCUUGGGGGCGGCAGAGCCCGUGUCUGCGGGGCGGCCGUACGAGCUGGUGUGCCACAGUGCGGGGGCACGGCCCCCUGCCACGCUCACCUGGUGGCUCGGGGGGCAGCUCCUCACCAACGCCACCACAACCACGGCGAGCUCGGGCAACGUGACGGUUUCUUCUUUGAUCUACGAGCCGAAAAUUGCGGACUCCGGACAGCAGCUCCGGUGUCGCGCAGAGAGUCCCGUCAUCCCUCAUCCUCCGCUGGACGAUCACUUUGACAUUAUUGUUUUCUAUACCCCCAUCGUGCACUUGGGGCUCGGCAGUUCGUUGAGCCCUGACAGCAUCAAGGAGAGCGAGGACGUCUACUUUGAGUGCAACGUUCAAGCGAGACCCAAGAUCUACAAGGUGGUUUGGUACCACAACGGUGACCUGGUGAAGCACAACGUAAGCGCCGGAGUCAUCGUGAGCAAUCAGAGUUUAGUGCUGCAGCGCGUACGUCGCCUACAGACCGGCCUCUACACCUGCAUCGCCUCCAACAGCGAGGGAGACGGAGAGAGCAACGCGGUCAACCUCAGCGUCCAGUACGCACCGGUAUGCGUGCCUGGCCAGACCGUGACGUACAGCGCCGCACGUCACGAAGAAGUGACGGUGACGUGCGAGAUCAGCGCCGUGCCUGCCGUCGUGACGUUCCAUUGGCGUUUCAACAGCAGCGGCGACGUCGUGGACAUCGCUGAAAGCCACAUCGUUUCCCAAGGUCUCAAAUCUUCGCUGUCGUACGUGGCAAGAACAGAGCUGGACUAUGGAACCCUCCAGUGCUGGGGAUCAAAUCCACUGGGCCGUCAAAAAGAGCCUUGCAGAUUCCGAGUAAUCCCUGCAGAGCGUCCCGAUCCCCCCAAGCAAUGCAGUUUGCUGAACGACAGCGCAGACUCGCUCAUUAUUCGCUGCCAGCCCGGAUACAGCGGAGGACUCUCACAAAUGUUCAUCGCAGAAGUUUACGAUGCAGAUACUAAACAGCUUUUGCUUAACAUCACCGAUGCAGCAACCCCCUACUUUCAGUUGGUAGGUUUGGAGGCCGGAACUUCAUUUAGUGUAAAUGUUUACGCAAUCAACGCGAAAGGGGCGUCAAAAAAGCGAGUCAUUGAGGGAUACACGGACAGAGAUUUCACAGACAAGAGAAUCGCUCAAGUUCGUCAUCAUCCCAUGAAAAAUGUCCCGAACGAAAUACCUUACGCUCAGCUGCUCGGAAUAGGAGUAGGCGUUCUUGGCAGCCUGGUCCUUUUCACUGUCGUGGCAGUUUUACUGCUGCGGUGGAAGAAGGAAAAGCGGCAGUCAAAACAACUUCACAAGAGUUCCUUCCAAACUUCGCUCUCAGACUGCAAAGAUGACAACCCCGACAUCAUCCCAAGCAGCGAUGCCAACUCUGAGACGAAUUUGCCGUGCGUGCCUGACGCCAGCAGCUUCCACGGCGCCCCCAUACCGCCCCCUGCAGCCUACUCAGCCUCGGUGUACUCCACCCUGCCACGCAGACAUGAGGCAGAGAUCGUCCUGACGUCCUGUGAUGCUAGUCACCACAUUCAACAAGCAGCAAACUGUGGGUCACUCCAGCGUCGCCGUAGAGGAACGCACAUGCCAUCUAUUAGCGGGCACGUUGAGAACGCGAUAAUCGAUGGAGUUAAUUUGAAGCCAUCGCGUUCAAUGAUGAUCCAACACAACCUGCACAACAGCAUUCAACAAAACAUGCCGCAUGCAAUGCCUCCUACAGCUCAGUAUCGACAUCUUGCGCCUCCAGCUCAGCACUGCAUGCAAGCGCAUGGAUGCAUUAAUCAACAGAUGCAAGUGCCUCGCUUGAGCCGACCUUACAAUGGCGACCCAAUUUUACACGGUCAUAGCCCUCCGGUCAGCUACAGCCAAGCUCAUGGCCACACACACUCACAUCCUCAAAAUAUGUCGCCAGUGAUGCACGGAGGUUCAGGAGGAGUUGGUUGCGAGAGAGCGGACAUGGUUUUAACUUGUCAUCCGCACAGGCAGGAAUCCCACAGAAGUCCGGGCAAUCCGAAAUGCAGUAGUCCUGAGUCGACCAGCUAUCAUCCGAGUGACUCAAGUCUCCAACAUUUGCUUGGCAUUCGAACGAGCAAUGCAGGGCAGCCGAUGGCAGAGGAAGUCUUCAAAGACACUUUGACUUACGCCCACGAGCACCACAUUCCAAUCUCGGUUCAGUGUCGUGGAAGAGGAUUAGCUUCGGUGGAUGUAGACUACGGAAACGACACGCAGAGGAGUGAAUCUGACUCAAGUAUAGUGAACGAGUCUUGCAGAAGCACCGAAGCUCUUCUCAAAGGGAAACAAAUAGAGAGUAAAGUGUGAGAUGAGUUAGUUUUAGAACCUACAUGCAUCCAUAUCUCAAACAGCUAACGUAGCGGUGUUUAGAACUAAAGCGUUUCAUAUCAUUCUACGUACAUUUUAAGAUCGCAGAGUCCGGCAUGGUGAUUCAUCGUAUCAAGUAAAGUAAAUUUUAUGAGUUUAUACUUCGAAAGUUUCAUUACUCUGCUCCUGGAAAACGAGCUGAACAAGAAGGUAGGAAUUUUUUGUUUGUUCAUAAUAUUCUCUGACAACAAUUAAAUGCUGUGCACCUACAAUGAUUUCGUUUAAAUUUCACUACAAAGCUACUAGUGGUAAGAUAGGAAUUCUUAUUAUGCAAUUGCAAUCAAACUCUAACUAAAUUAUCUUAUCAUCUAUUUGAUUUGCAAACAACAGAAAACUAAUUUUCCCUCCAUCCUUGAAGAAAUUGCAACGUAUGCGAAGCGUCAUGCCGAAUUUUGUCUCCUUACUAUUUAAGUGUUAUGUAAAAACCAUGAUAAAUUUCUUCAUAUGUACAUGUUUUCGACGGUAAUAUUUAUUACAUUUGCUACGAUCAUUAAGAAAUGAUCAAAUAAUUGUAAACUAAACAUGGAACAGAGAAUCUUCAUUUUGGGUGAACUAUAUACGACUGAUUCUUCUUU
This is a messenger RNA of Hyalella azteca, 3624 nucleotides long. RefSeq lists its product as uncharacterized. Lineage: Eukaryota; Metazoa; Arthropoda; Malacostraca; Amphipoda; Hyalellidae. Gene Ontology annotation, molecular function: protein binding. The transcript is spliced from 11 exons. Bases 602 to 2989 code for a protein of 795 amino acids. The record is from RefSeq and is a predicted model, not a curated record.